Messenger RNA from Lichtheimia ornata, 2493 nucleotides. RefSeq lists its product as uncharacterized. The record is from RefSeq and is a predicted model, not a curated record. The coding region runs from base 1 to 2493 and encodes 830 amino acids. The transcript is spliced from 4 exons. NCBI's taxonomy places the organism in Eukaryota, Fungi, Mucoromycota, Mucoromycetes, Mucorales, Lichtheimiaceae.
AUGCCAGAUCCUGACCCCAUGACUCUACCAGAUAUCGACCGCCGUAGUCCCUAUUAUGUGCGUGUUGCCGAACCUCCCCCAUCGAAAAGAGCACCACCUUCAUCAGAGGGGGAUGCUAGCUCCGAUGAUACUGCCACUGAAACUACCCCAGAUGAAAAUUCGACACCAUCGGACGAGAAGCAAGCUACCACUCCAAAAGAUGAAGCACAAGCAUCACCUGAUGAUGGUGGAUCUUCCCCUUCAAGUACUCCCGAAGAAGAGAAACCUGAUACAUCACCAACGGAUGAGGAUACGGCACCAACAACAACAGCUGAUGCUCCAAAAGAUACCACGACACCUGUUGAUGAUAAUGGGGAUAAAAGUGAUGAGCAACAACAUGAGAAGGAAACAAAGGCUGAUGCCACCCCUACCGAAACGAAUGAUGCUGACGCACAGACACCAGCUCCUACAACAACCGAAAUAGAGGAAUCUGAUUCGACAACGAGUGCUCAUGGUGGUGGUGAAGAAACGACCACUGCUAUUGAGGAUGGUGAUGAUUCUACAACAACAAUGGCAGGUGGCGAAGAAACAACCACUGCUAUUGAAGAAGGUGAUGCAUCUACAAUAACAAUGGCCGAUGAAGAAACACCUACUCCUACCGAAAGUGGUGCUGAUUCUACCAUGGCAGAUCAAACGCCUACUCCUACAGAGGAUGGUGAUGCUGCAACGCCAACAAAUGAUAACGUUUCAGAGACAUCUGGUAUUCCAUCGGAGGAAACAUCAACUAUGGAAGAUGUCUCAUCAAUGGGAUACCCUUCUGAGACACCUGAUAUGUCAUCAAUGAGUGAUCAACAACCAUCUGCAAGUGAUAGUUUCAGUGAUGGCACUCCCGUAUCAGCAAGUGAUAGCGCAAUGAAUUCGUUACCAGCAUCCAGUGGUGCGUCAUCGGCAAUGAUGUCUGAUCCUGCCGAAAGUGGUGCAUCAAUGGAUAGUAGCAGCGGCGUGUCAGCAUCAAGUGAACCCACGAGUGGUGUUGAUCCUGCAUCUUCUUCAGCUAUUGCUUCCGAUUCAAUGGCAUCAGGAUCAUCUCAAGAUAGUAGUAUGGAUCAAAGUAGUGUUACCCAACCAAGUGAGCAACCUACGCAACCACCAUCAUCACCACCAGAGUCCACCACUACCCAACCCCCUGAUACAACGACUCCUGAACCAUCACCCGAUACCACUACGACAACUCCUCCACCCACCACAACCACGCCUGAUCCAACAACUACAACAAAGGAUAAGGAUGAUGAUCCUACAGUGGGCAUCCAGCAAGCAAUGACAACUCGAACAUUUUCCAUCACCUCUUCAACAGCAACACCCUCUUUGGUUUUGGGCCAACAAGAAUGUGGCAAUGACCCAGUGGCUAUGGAUGGCAGAUGUCCUGAUGACUAUUUUUGUAAUGCUGCUACACAAGCUUGUGUCCAACUCAAAAAGCUUAGUGAUCAGUGCUAUGAGGACUUUCAAUGUCAAUCCACCUAUUGUGGUGAUAAUGGUACUUGUGUAAAUGCUCCCGAGCAUCAAGAUGACCAAGCAUUAUCAGGUGGCCAAAUUGGUGGUGCUGUAGCUGGUUCAGUGAUUGGCGCUUUGGUCCUUGUUUGCCUCUUUGUACUUUUCCGAAGACGAUCCCAAGCAGCUCGACGACGACAAGCACGCGAACGUCAUUUCAAUAAUUUGAUGCAAACCGAAGAAAACAUGGCUAUGGGUACCGAUGGACCACGCAAUGCUCGUAUGUCCAAAUACAACUUUUUGGCGCAAAUGAUGGGAUCCUCCACACAACAUUUGCCAUCCACCAAUGUUGCCAAUCCUGCUCCUGGUGCUGGUGGAGCUGCUGCUGCUGUACCCGAAAUGCAACAAUAUCAUCAUCAUCCACCAUCACCUCCACAACAACAACAGCAACAAGCCGUCUAUAACAGCUAUGGUGAAUGGGUAGGCGGACUUGGUGAUCAUAGCAACGACCAAAAUUACUAUGCUACGAUCAUGACAGGCCCUGAUUGCAACCAUUCAAGAUCACCUAUCCCACCACCACAACAAGAGGAUCAAAAUUACUACGCCACUGUUAUGACAGGCCCUGAUUGCAAUCAUUCGAGAUCACCUAUCCCACCACCACAACAAGAGGAUCAAAAUUACUACGCCACUGUUAUGACAGGCCCUGAUUGCAAUCAUUCAAGAUCACCCAUUCCACCACCCACGGACUAUACACCUGUUACUCGUGAACCAGGUGUUGUUGCUGCAGCUGACAAUCAUUAUCAACAACAAUCCUCCCAACAACGACACAUGUCCUAUUUGCCACAGCUUAACCCUGGCCCAGUAGCACAACAGCAACCUCCUCACACCAUGGACUCGAAUCCUUUCAGACGCACUACACAAGAACAGGAUCUGGCAUCCUACGCUUUGGCUCAACAAUCGGCAGCCGCACAUCAUUUUAACCAACAGCAACCUCCUUCGUCCAACCCACAAUACCAAUAUUUUUAA